AUGAAGCAAUCAAAGACGAUUUUGUAUCUCUUUGUCUCUAUCUUGCUUACUCUCCCUCUCAUUCUCUUCUUCUCUCUUCAACAACAUAAACCUUCCCUUAUCGUCACCGCCCACCAAAAGGAUCUCAUCAAGAUCCGACCCGGCUACACGUCUUACGAUUACUACAUCCAACGACAGCUCAACAAGACGCUUAACCCUAGACUCCGUACGUUAUGGAUGACACGAGAUUGGGACCGUAAGAUCAAAGUAUUCUCAAGAUUCUUCCAAGAUCUCAAGCGUCAAGGCCUCUUAUCCAACGCCUCUAAAUGUCUCUGCGUCGGAGCUCGAGUCGGACAAGAAGUGGAGGCGCUGAAACGUGUGGGCGUAAGCGACUCGGUCGGGAUGGAUCUGGUGCCGUAUCCACCGUUGGUGGUCAAAGGAGACUUUCAUCACCAGCCGUUCGAUGAUGAGACUUUUGAUUUCGAAUUCUCCAACGUGUUCGAUCAUGCGCUUUACCCGGACAAGUUCGUUGGAGAGAUCGAACGGACACUGAGACCAGGAGGUUUAUGUGUGUUACACGUGGCGCUUUCUACACGAUCGGAUAAGUAUUCGGCAAAUGAUCUGUAUAGUGUGGAGGCGUUGGUGAGGCUAUUCCGACGAUCGGAGGUGGUUCAUGUACGAAAUGUCGACGGCUUCGGGUUGGAUACGGAGGUCGUUUUUAGGAAGAAAAGGGAUUCAUCAAUCGUUGUCCGGUCUUGA
This is a messenger RNA of Thlaspi arvense, 738 nucleotides long. The record is from the annotation of a GenBank genome assembly. Lineage: Eukaryota; Viridiplantae; Streptophyta; Magnoliopsida; Brassicales; Brassicaceae.